Molecule: messenger RNA, 2427 nt
Organism: Gasterosteus aculeatus aculeatus (three-spined stickleback)
Lineage: Eukaryota; Metazoa; Chordata; Actinopteri; Perciformes; Gasterosteidae
Source: RefSeq, a predicted model, not a curated record
GUGACGGACGCAUGACCGGGGGGGGGGCGGGGGGCUCACCCCAUGAUCUCAUCCCGCUGAGGAGCCGCUCAGCUCGGCACAACAGUUUCUCCAUGGCGUCCCCGCAGCAGUCAAGGAUUCAGUCGUAUCUGGAGAAGAAUAGAAUCGGACCUUUGUUCGAGGAGUUGAUGACCAAAUUGAUAACUGAGACUCCCGACCAUCCAAUCCCUUUUCUCAUUGAUCACCUGCAGACCAAGCAAGGCAGCCCAGGCAAGCUGCACAGAGCUCUCUCUGGCUCCGCAGCACUGUGGGCGCAGAGCUCCCCAGCAGAAAGCAAAAACCCCCGAAGGGAGAACAGCAACUAUGAGAAGCUGUGGCAAAUUCACCCAAAGAAACCCAAGAAGUCCAAGAGCGACCUGGCCGUCUCAAGUAUCUCGCCCCCUUCACCGGAAUCCAAGUCUUUGCCGCGGUCCAUCGAGUGCCCGUCCUGGGACUGGAGGGAGAGCCGUGACUUUGACGAGCUCAGCCACAUUCUGCAGGAGAGCAAGAAGCUGGGGAAGGCGCUGGAGAGUCUGUCCCGCAGUAUCGCCAUCUCCGACGAGCUCGACCAGAACUUGGGAGGCUACAACUCGAUGGUGCGCCCUCGGGUGGUGGGCGAGUGGGUUGGACGGGAAGAGGAGGACGCAGACCCGCUGGCUUCGGAGAUGCUGCGACCCCCCGUCCCUCGGGCGAAAACCCAAGCGUGCUGGAGCGGAGACGGCAGCCUGAAGAUGGAAACAAAGAGCAAAGGGCUGAAGGAGCAGCAGCAGCAUCACAAGAAGCUCUUGGCGGCCAUGUUGUUCCAGGACUCCUUCGAUUCGCUCCAAAGCCCCACCCCCUCGGUCGCAGAGGAAGAGAUGGAGGACGAGGACGAUGCGAUGGAGCUACUGGAGGACCUGGAUGACCUGCGCAUGGAGGGCGUGACGGGCCUGGCUCCGUCCGGCAGUAAGUUCAGCCAGGGGCGCAGCUCCUAUCAGACGGAACCGCAGGCCAAAGUUACUCUGAACAUCUGCUCCAGGUGUGCCAGGUUGCAGGGCGACAGCCUGUCAGACGCCAGAUCUGAAGAGGACCACAAGUCUCACGUGUCGGAACAAGCUGUACCUGACAUCUCAUCAGCUCCGUUGCCCGGAGUGGACACAGUGGCGGGACGUUUGCUGGAAUGCGACGCCUUGUCUCAAGUGUCGGGCUCUCGUCAGCCUGUCUGGGCGGCUGAUCUGAAGGCUGCGAGAGGUGGCGGCUCUGUCGGGCGCACCAGCCCGCUGCUGGGUGACUCCCUCUUUUCCAAAGAGCUGGAGAACAUGGGCAAGCAGCUCGCCGAGGUUGAGAAGGACCUGGCCAAGCUGGCAGAAGUAGGGAAGAUGACCACUCGGAGCGCCAACAAUCCGCACGGUAGCCUGAUCCACACCCCUCUGCGCCACAGAACCCUCCCCGACACACUCAACCUCACCGGCCUGCUCUCCGGGCCCCGGUCUCCGGCCGCCAGCCUCUCCGGCAAACCCUGCGGUUUUGGCCUCCCUCUGCUCAGCCCCAAGCCCACCUCCGUGGUCGUGGGUCGGACUCAUUCUCCCAGCAACCCCGGCAGCAGGACUCAAACCCCGAGGACGCCCAGCCGGCCCUUGACCCCGAAUAGUUUACUGACACGCUCCAGCUUCAGCCCCGGGCCUCAUAAGGAGGUGACCUUCAGGAGGUCGCGGAGCCGCCCCGUGACGCCGACGUGUCAGCCAGCGCGUCCUCGGCCGCUGCUCACCCCUCCGGGACUGAGCACCACGGACAGCCUCGGUGCCAGCCUACGGGCCUACCUGUCUGAGGAUGAGUUUUACCAGCAGUUGCAGGCCAUCCGACAGCCCUGGCAUGUUCCCAGUGACACGGAGAGUGACAUCCUGGAGCCUCCUGAACAGGAUAAGAGUGGUACACGCGAUGCAAAUAAAAGAUCUGUGUUUUCAGGCCUAUAGUGACGAAGACCAGAGACAUUGAUCCAUCAAACCAUUAUGCAAACCGCUGGACAUUUUGAAUAUGUGUACAGAGAAAAUUAUUUUUAUAAAUCAAUGGCUUAAAAAAAAAAAGAUUAUAUACCUUUUUCACUGAUAUUUCAUAGACAUUCUAAUGUAACUGUAUGAUACAAUGUCACAAUAUUACUCUAGAGUGUGGAAUAUUUAUUGUUUUGCUUUAUAGCAUGCUGUUGCACUUCCAUGUGGAAUCCAGAAACGGAUGCAUUUUUUUGUUGAGAAUUGUUUUUUUGAACCCUGGUGCAUUUUCAUGUUGUGAAGGCAGCACACCCCUCGUAAGGAAACAUCUAACAAUAUGCAUUGUUAAAAGAUAUAGCCUUUUUCCAGUAGCAAAUACGCAAGUUGUGCAAAGAACACAAGGAAUGCUGUUGUAUAAAUUAAAAUAAUGUUCCCAUUAUUCUGA